Exophiala oligosperma is the source of this 1954-nucleotide messenger RNA. RefSeq lists its product as uncharacterized. NCBI's taxonomy places the organism in Eukaryota, Fungi, Ascomycota, Eurotiomycetes, Chaetothyriales, Herpotrichiellaceae. Gene Ontology annotation, cellular component: nucleolus. Gene Ontology annotation, biological process: rRNA (guanine-N7)-methylation. The transcript is spliced from 2 exons. Gene Ontology annotation, molecular function: rRNA (guanine) methyltransferase activity. The record is from RefSeq and is a predicted model, not a curated record. The coding region runs from base 293 to 1111 and encodes 272 amino acids.
UUAAUGCGUCCACCAAGUCCUUCGUACUCGUAUCGACCUGGCCACCCUAUUGUCUCAAGUUUGGAGGUUGACAUUCAGUGUUUUAUUACUACUUUCUUCGAUAGAAUGGAGGGAAAUGUGGUGUUUGCUUCACGUGCGCGUUCUUCAAUAAGCGCACUGGUCUGUAUCUUUCGUGUCAAUCCCCUCGGACAUGGUAUCCUUCUCUCGUUUGACAAGGCUAGGCCUUAUCGACAAGUACCGCAAGGCUGUCGGCUAAACCGUGAGAUCUUCCUCGAACUUCCAGUUUGUCACCAUGUCUCGCCCCGAAGACCUCCUCCCGCCCGAUCUCUACUACAAUGACACCGAGUCUGCCAAAUACACCACCUCCUCACGUAUCCAAGCCAUCCAAGCGUCCAUGACCAACCGCGCCCUCGAACUUCUCGAUCUCGAUAACCCUUCCUUCAUACUCGACAUAGGCUGUGGCUCCGGUCUCUCCGGCGAGAUACUCUCUGAAGACGGCCACAUCUGGGUCGGCAUGGACAUCUCCCCCAGCAUGCUGGACAUCGCCCUGCAACGCGAGAGUGUCGAGGGCGAUCUCUUCCUCGCCGACAUGGGGCAGGGCGUACCGUUCCGCGCGGGCGCGUUCGACGCCGCCAUCAGCAUCAGUGCCGUCCAGUGGCUCUGCAACGCCGAGACCAGCGGUGUGAGCCCCGAAGGCAGACUCCGCCGGUUUUUCGACGGCCUGUACGCCUCGUUGCGAAGAGGAGGGCGCGCCGUGUGCCAGUUCUACCCGAAGAACGAGCAGCAGAGGACUAUGAUAAGUCAGGCCGCCGUACGAGCCGGUUUCGGCGCCGGCAUCCUCGAGGACGACGGUGGCACCAAGAACGUCAAGACCUAUCUCGUGCUGAGUGUCGGUGGUGGAGACAUCACGGGGACCGUGUCGAGGAUGGACAAUGUCGAUAUCGAAGACGGCCGCAGGAUGAGAGAAGCCAUGCACCGCAACGGACGGAAGGGGGAUGUCAAGGGCAGUAAACAGUGGGUCAUGAACAAGAAGGAGAAGAUGAGGAGCAAAGGAAAGGUCGUGAAGACAGACUCCAAAUACACUGGGAGAAGGAGAGGGCCCAAGUUUUGAACCAAGGAUGACCCUCAGACGAAGUUUACGAAUCGAAUGAUUCAAUGGACACGACCUUUUGGGCAUGGUGGGACUCUUUUUUUCUCCUCCCCACCAUCCUGCCGCCUUUCGCGAUGCUCUCUCUCAUCUUCUCUCCCCCUAGACGACAUCUGAACUGAGAUGAGAAAAGUCAGUGUCAACUCAUGAAGGAAGCGCUGAUGUAUACUGUGAGCGUGGCCGGAAGGCGGACAAAUUCGUGACGAGGGAUCGUCCACCAUGUACGGAGUUCCAGUCAAGCGUGUUGUCGACACAACGAAUGCCAGAGCAUAUCGACACCGUGCCUGGUCAGAAAAAGGAAAAGCCCGGCUUGCAGGAACCUGGCCAAGCCCUGUAUUACACUACGUUUCGAUAACCGGGACGCUUUCGACGAACCGGUUUUUUUGUGGACAUUGGUCAGGCUGGGUGCAAGGAAGACACCGUCAUUCUCGACGGUCGCGCGCAGUGCCUCCGCGAGGCUCGAAUCCACGACACGCAUCCAGGGCCAAAACGAAUGACCUCUCAGUUUGGACGGACCAAGCGAGUACCACAUAAAGUCUCGGACGGAGACGGGGAUAGAGAGACCUAGGCUGACACGACCCUGGACUCAAGAACAAAGAAAUAGGGCAAAUUAAAAGGCAGUGGUCAAAGUUCGAAAUGCUUAUACGUGGCCUCGUGUGUUCUCUUUUUUGCCCCUAUUCAACAAUCCGAUUCGGCCUCUUCUUAUGCUUUGGACCGACGAUACAUCAUGCAAUGACUUACGUGGGAGAAGGAAAAGGAAGACUUAGAUUCAUAUCCAAUUCGAGCUCAAGUAAUGGCACUUUCUCG